Lasiosphaeria miniovina is the source of this 498-nucleotide messenger RNA. RefSeq names its product ribosomal protein S8-like protein. NCBI's taxonomy places the organism in Eukaryota, Fungi, Ascomycota, Sordariomycetes, Sordariales, Lasiosphaeriaceae. The transcript has a single exon. Bases 1 to 498 code for a protein of 165 amino acids. Gene Ontology annotation, biological process: translation. Gene Ontology annotation, cellular component: ribosome; mitochondrion. Gene Ontology annotation, molecular function: structural constituent of ribosome. The record is from RefSeq and is a predicted model, not a curated record.
AUGGGCAUCCAGAGCAUAGCGCACGCGUGCUCGCACCUGCAGAACGCGACGCGGGCGCGGCUGGGGCUCACGUCGCUGCCCAGCAACAAGUACAACCUCAACCUGGCGCUCGCGCUGCACCGGGCGGGGCUGGUGGGCAGCGUGACGCGGGGCGGGCCGCAGCCGCCGCCGAUGGAGGCGCUGUCGUCGCUGGAGGCAGGGGGCGUGACGGAGCCGGUGACGACGGCCAACGUGGCGACGCGGCGGCUGUGGCUGGGGCUCAAGUACUGGGACAACGAGCCCGUGAUCCGCAACGUCAAGGUCGUGAGCAAGCCGUCGCGCCUGGUGACGGCCGCGCUGCCCGCCCUCGAGCGCGUCAGCCGUGGCCUGCCCGCCGACCAUCUCAAGGGCCUCAACCUCGGCGAGACCAUGUUCCUGGCCACGGACCGGGGCGUGCUCGAGAUCCGCGAGGCGCUGGCCAAGAAGGUCGGCGGCUUGGUGCUGUGCCGGGUGUCAUGA